Molecule: messenger RNA, 6047 nt
Organism: Xenopus laevis (African clawed frog)
Lineage: Eukaryota; Metazoa; Chordata; Amphibia; Anura; Pipidae
Gene: nacad.S
Exons: 9
Coding region: 261-5924 (1887 amino acids)
Source: RefSeq, a predicted model, not a curated record
AAUACAAACCCUGAGCACACCCCACACUAAAUCACAUAUGAACCCUUUGCUGUUAGGCUAGAUAGAGGAUCUGGGUUACACGCAGGGAAUGGCCGGUAAUGGGGUCCCUCGCAAGCUUUAGUCCGCACACUCUGCCCGUGACAUCACACUCCCUGACGUCACACACACACAGCCUGGCCGAGCAUCAGUCCGAGAAGAUGCGCUAAUGUGCCUAGUGCGCAUGCGCGUCUCUCAGCAGCAGCACAGGAGGGAUCGAGCUAAUGCUGCCCGUGUCUCUCAUCCUCGCUCCUCACACCAUUAUGCCAGGGGAAGCCUCCCGAGGGCACCGAGAUGCUGAAUCAGGAUUAUCACCGUUUGCAUCCACUGCCUCAACUCCUAGUGGUGACCCCACAACGCCCAAAGUUUUAAGCCCACUGCGAGAUUGUCUUCUGUUGAGCCCAGAACACGAUGCAGAGAGAGACCUGGAUCCCUCAUGUCUACAAGGCAAGGAGGUAGACAGGCCUCAGCCUGAAGGGGCAAGCAGUGAAACACCUCCAGGGGGCUCUGCCACUAGUCAGCACCUGCCCUUUGAGGUUUCUAAGGAACCUGAAGAGCAAGACAGUGAAGAUAUUCACAGAGAACAAAUCAACACCGAGGUACUAAGGCCAGACAUGCUCGAUACCAGAAUUGUGAUGGGUGAAGAGACUUCUUGUAACAGCGAGGAGACAGGCACUGUAAAUAAACUGCUUGGCCUUAUUACUGAACAUGAAGCAGUUUCGGAUACUUUGGAAGAUGAGGUGAUCUCAUGUUAUCCAAAAGCUGAACUUUCUGGACAGAUUUUUGAGCAGCUUGGCAUUAAACACAUUUUUGUGUCUGAUUCUUCUGAUGAAAUGCGCUUGGAAUAUAAUGGGUCUAGAAUAGAUUAUUCUCUGAAGGAAAGUUUCUUUUCACAAGGUGAAGCAGUAACCGAUGUGCCUUUAUUAUUUCUGGAACCCACCAAAAAGUCACCCUGCAAUCUUGAGUGCGAGAUGCAGUCCUCACAGAAUAGGCAUGCAUACAUUGUAGAUUCAGACAGAUACACUACUGCUCCUUCCAGUCCAAUCAAAACCCUUUAUUCACACCUUAAGCACCAUACAUGUUCAAGAUACAGCCUCAGAGAAGACCAUAAUGACCCAGACAAUGACAGUUUAUGUUCUCCCCCAACAUCCCCCUCUGGAUCCUAUAUUACUGCUGAAGGUAGCAGCUGGGCUUCUUCUGCUGCUUCUGGUUCUCCAUCAUGCUCUCCAAAUAUGAUGGCUGAAGGAGAAGCAAUGGAAACUUCCACUGCUUAUUUAGAUCCGUCAACUACACAUGAGGAAGGUAUGUACGAAGAUCCAUGCUGUAUGUCUCCUGACAUACUAGAAGAAGAAGAUAUCCCUGAAUUUUAUGAUCUUAAUUUAGAAGAUGAAAACAUGCAUGCCGUCAACAAAGUGGUCACUGAUGGCGGUCAAAGCGAUGUUCAAUCCAGUGAAGAAGAAGAAGAUGAAUGGGAAACGGAUUUUGCUCCAUCAUUUACCAGUAUUCCACUGUGUACAGAGUAUGUUAACACAGCUGCUUCCGAAUCUUUCUCUCCAUCUUAUGAGCAUGACCAGGAACCUCUGUCCAUGGAGAGCUGCUCUCCAGAAACUCAGGCAACCUUACAGGCAGCGAACACAGAUGACCUGCAUUCUGAAAUUUCAGGUGUCAUCCCACAGUGUGUUGAAAAUGAUCUCAUGAUUCCUGCCUUCAUGCUACCAUUCCAUGGAAGUUUAAUAUUUGAAGCAGAGUCAGUGGAAAUCACCUUGUUCCCUCAAGGAGAGUCAGCAGAGAGUGAGGUGGUGUAUGGAGAAGCGAAUGAUGACAGCACCUCUGCCUCCUUUCUUCAUUCUUUGUCAGAGACUUCCAUAAAUGAAGGUGUAGACGAAUCCUUUGCUUAUCAAGAUGACACAUCAGAGUCCUCAGAUUCUGCAUCUUAUGAUGGAGAAGAGGAUGAGAAACGGUACAGCACAGAACAGUAUGCUGUGACAAAUGAUUCUGCCUCCCUAAAUGUAGAGGCUCCUGAAGAAACCGAACACAACUGUUUAGAUUCUAGCUGUGAGAGUGAGAUGGAGACAUCUUCUGAUCUGACUGAAUAUGAUGGUGAAGUUGGGGUCCUUGGACUUGCCUUGGAUACUGAAGAUCUUCAAAGAGGAAAAGAACAUGUCGUGGAGAAGGUGAGUUCCAGUUUUGAUACUGUUAAUGAAGCUUCCAAUAGCAGUAAAGAAAAAGAAACAUCAUCACAAUCAGACUCAAAAGAAACCCCUCAGGAAAGUGCAAGUGAGGCUGAAGACUCCGAUACAAGCAAUAUUACUGAGCACAUUUCAGGCUCUCAGAUUAGGAGCUCUGUCCCUGAGACUGAAUCUCAGCUUUUAAGUCCUGCACAGAAAAAGGAAGAAAGGAGGUCAUGGUCUGAAAGCCCAGUAGAACAACAGUCUAUAUCAUCAGGAUUAGAUGUCCUGAAUGUAGGAACUGAUAACAUCGGCGAAAGCCUAAUCGCAUGUUUUGAUACUGAUGAAGAGCUGGAUUCAUUACCCCCUCUGAACACAGUGGCACAAAGUAUUAGGGAAAACAGUCAACAGCAUGAGCAAAGUGGAAGGCAAUCAUCACUAGCUAUUAAUGUGACCGAAAAUGUAUAUCAGUUCUCCUCUGAGGGUGAAGAUAGUGGCUCUUUUGAAGAAGGUGAAUUACAAAGUAAUGUGCAUGUUGCAGAAGCCUCCAAGACAGAGACAUCAAUGUCUUGUAUUCUGGAGACACGUGACAAAGAAAAUCAAGACAAGUCCUUGUCAAACGUAGAAGAGCUUUCUGAGACAGAACAUACAUUGCCCCAAGAUGCACAAAAGAGCAGAGCAGAGGAACUGGCUGAAGACUCAGGUGAUGACCAAGAAAAUGUCAGUUCUCUUGACCGGCAGGCUAUACUCACUCAGAUAUACACACAGCAAACAGAAGUUGAAGUCGAUUAUAAUAUAAACCAAACACCCUGUGGCUCAGAUUCUAUCCUGUCUGCAGGUUUUAUGGAAGACACCAUGGCAGGAAAAUCAAACCAAGAUCCCAACGAGUUAUUGGCAGAGCCAACUUCAUUGGAUUACAGUCACACCCUUUUUAAUACUCAUAGAGAAUCAUCUAUAAAAGCAGAUAAUCAAGCUUGUUUUAUAGGUUUACCCUGUGAGACGAGCAAGGUACAAAUUAAGUCCACAUCUGGGACAGAAAACGAUAACGUUACAUUACGAAGCAACUCUACACCCACCAGUCACUCCCGGUCAGAGGAAAGCAGACCAGACCUGAAAGAGAAUAUGUUGGUUUGCAAUAAAGAACAAGAAGCCCACACUGAAGAUAAACACUCAGCAGCUACGUCACUUGUGGAUGAUAAGAAAGGUACAACUAAAGUACAGGUUGAAGUUGAGCUGUUAGAUCCAGCGACUGUAUCUUCCGAGCUCUGUGUAAAUAAUCUGAUAGUUCCAAAUACAAUGGGCAAAUGUCCUUAUGCCUUUAAGACUGAAGAGUGUGGCAAACUUACCCGUUCAUUGAAGCAGCAGAAUAUAUGCAAUGAGAGAAAGGUACAGCCUGGAAAUUGGAGUCAAGCAGAAUAUGGAGCUGUGAGUCUGGGAAUUGAACAGCAUGUGUCCGAAAAAAUCCCAGAUCAAGGGCACGCUGCAAAAGGUAUACCAGUGCAUAGUGGUACUGACAACUCUGUACAUAUUCAGGAUGAUAAUGCACCUACCUCCAAAGAACCUCACAUAUACCUUACAAGUACAUCACAUGUAGAUAAUGAAAAUUUACAUAGGCCCAAUACUCUUUUAGAUUACAAAAAUGAAAAUGUUGAAGUCAAAGGCAAUAUAAUAGUGAAUGAAAAGGAUGGUCCUGAAGAGCCACUAGAUAUACAUUUGACUUCAGAGGAUUGUGCAAGGAGUACAAGAAAAGCAAACAGUGCACUGGAAAGGGGGGGCAUGAGUGAGGGUUCUGGCCAAUAUCUCCAACCCUGUUCCCCAGUCUGUGAGACCAAAACAUCACAGUCCCCAAAGGUAUCCAAAGAGUAUAAUGAACAGGGCGAAGAAGAUGGAGAUAGUGCUCGCUCAUUGACAAAUAGCGAUGCUUUACUUUUAGAAGAUAAUCAUCCAGUAGAUACCUAUGCUAUUGUUUGUAGAAGGUCAGAGGAACAGAGAACAAAGGAAAAAGACAUAAAAGACUCGGUAUCUUGUAAGAGAGAUUCUCAAAAAUGUUCAGUUGACUUUUUGGAGAAGGAUGAAAAACUUGGAACAAAACAAAGAGAGCUGUUCAGUGACAUUGACGAAAUGGCACAAUUACUGCAAGGGUCCUUUGGUAAACUGAACCCUCUGGAUCUCAGCGUUAGGUCUGCCAGUACAGAAAAAGUGAUAUCAAAACCAUCAGCCAAAACUGAAGAAAUAGGUGGGAAUAGCAAGUCAAUGUCCAAUUUACCAGUAGAUGAACAGAGUGUGGGUGAAAAAUGGCAGCCUACAAAGAUACUCCAUGUUUGUUCACAUGAGGGAGGAGCUGAUGUUCAGAAGAACAAAUGUCCAUUAAGUGAGGAGGAUGACCACAAGAGGGCUGUAGCUGUUCCCUCUAAUGGAGGUGAGGCAAGGAAGGGUAAAAGAAACAAUUAUGCCGACCAAGGUAAAAAAAUAUCUUUGAAAUUUAAAGACAAACCUGAUCCAUGUAGUGUAUCAGGAAGCAAAAUUCCUGACAGAGGGCCAAGUAAUGAAUCAGUAGAUGAAGUGAAAUCCAGGUUACUUAGUAGGGUGCUACAUGAGAAGGAUCAAUGCAAAGUGCCACACCCUGUUAAGUUGGUGGACUCUGAGCAUAAGUAUCAUCUGCGUGGAAGCCCCAAGCCUGUGUCUCUUACCCACAAUCCUUCAGACAAUCCUGAGUAUACCUGCUUUAGCAUCAAUAACGAACCUCCACCAAUCUGCUCCAUGUCUGACUGCAUCACGCAGGAGAUGAAGAAAGUUGAACCAAUUGCAUCUUCCAUAGAGACCAAAAGAGAACCUGAGAAAUUGUUCUUUGGAAAGGAUCACAACAAAACCCUAUCAGCGCUCUCUCAGCCCAGUUGCAAGUCCCCUGAUGUAAGUACUAAUAAGUGUCAUGGAGGGAGUUAUGAAGAGCCUGUGGGGAAGAAAAGCCUUCUCACUUUUCAUCCACCGGAUCCCAGCUCUUCCAGUGAGAGCGAGUUGACGUCAGGUGGGCCAGAGAUGCCCUCGCUCAGGGAAACAUCAGCAGUGACGUUCCUUGGUAUCACCAAACCAGGCCCCAGGCAGAGAGGCUGUGAGUCACUUAAUCACAGAGGUUCCUGCAAUGACUCAGAGAGCAACGAUGAAUCGCUUCCGGAACUUGAGGAGCCACAUGUAACAGAGCCACUUACUUCAUCCAGUCAGAACCAGCUGGCUCACUGUGUGGCCCCUGGGGAAGAAUCGAUGAGCAAAGCCAAGCAGAGCCGCAGUGAGAAGAAAGCCAGGAAGGCCAUGUCCAAGCUGGGGCUCCGUCAGAUACAUGGAGUCACCCGCAUCACCAUCAGGAAGUCCAAGAACAUUCUGUUCGUCAUCACAAAGCCGGACGUGUUCAAGAGCCCCGCCUCUGACAUCUACAUUGUGUUCGGGGAAGCCAAGAUUGAAGACUUGUCGCAGCAAGUGCACAAAGCAGCGGCCGAGAAGUUUAAAGUCCCCAUGGAACACUCCCCUCUGAUCACCGAGACCACGCCCACCCUGACAAUAAAAGAGGAGAGCGAGGAAGAGGAGGAGGUGGAUGAGACGGGCCUGGAGGUGCGAGACGUAGAACUGGUGAUGGCUCAGGCCAACGUGUGUCGUGCCAAGGCCGUGCGGGCACUCGCCCACAACAACAACGACAUUGUAAAUGCCAUCAUGGAACUAACCAUGUAGCAGUCAGUGUGCCCUCCAGCUCCUGUAUAGACACAGUUACUCCAGCUCCAUGUUAGACCUGCAUUUAUUCCUACUAGGCUGCAACUUAUCAGCGCUGCCCAAUAAACUGCCUGAUAAUCCCAA